UCAUAAGUCACUGAAAGUAUUUACCAAUGUCAAAGAAAUGAAAAGCAAUGAAGCUAAUUGCAGGAAAACGCCAAUACGCAAGAACGCGGUUUGCAUUUAAGUAGACGGCCAUCGACUGAAAGGCACUUGCACGGAAUGCUGAAUUUGUAAGGGAAACUUAAGACAUCGAUACUAACGUUAAAAACAGUGUCGAUAUCGCGGAUGUGGUAGCCUAUACAUCCUGACGCAACUGGAGCUAGUCUUAAACUUGCUCCUUCUGUUGUACGGUAAGCGGGGCCUGUGGCAGCAAUGAACCCGGAGGAACAAACUGUUACGUGGCUAAUAUCUUUAGGAGUGCUUAAUUCUCCGAAAAAGAACAUCGCCGAUCCAGAAGAUUUUUUGAAAACGUCCUUAAAAGAUGGAGUUGUCCUCUGCAAACUCAUGGAGCGACUUCUGCCAGGGUCAGUUCAGAAGUACUGUCAGGAGCCCAGAAACGAAACAGACUGCAUUGCCAACAUACGAGAGUUCCUAAAAGGAUGCGCAUCUCUGAAGAUAGAGGGCUUUGAACCAGAGGAUCUGUACACUGGUGAGAACUUCGGCCAGAUCCUCAACACUCUGUUGGCAGUAAACUUUGCUACUCAAGAUCGCAUCAUCGAGAGGCCAUGUCCUCAGCCCGGCAGCCCUGUCUCUAACCAGACCUUGUCUUCAAACACUCUGUCCAAGUCCAAGUCCCUGCGCAGACAAUCCAAGCCAGCGGAGAUGUCGGAGAAUGGCGGCGGCGGGCAGCUGGUGGUGAAGGCGCGCUUCAACUUCAAGCAAAACAACGAGGAUGAGCUGUCCUUCAGCAAGGGCGAGCUGAUCUGCGUCACCCGGCAGGAGGAGGGCGGCUGGUGGGAGGGAACGCUCAAUGGCAAGACCGGCUGGUUCCCCAGCAACUACGUCCGCGAGGUCAAGCCAUCUGAGAAGCCUGUGUCUCCUAAAGCAGUGAAAGUGUUUGAUGUGCCCCAGCUAACCAAGAACUACUAUGGCGUGGUUGUGCAGGACAUCCUGGACCACGAGCGAGAGUUUGUGAAGGAGCUGCAAACACUGCUCAGCUGUUACCUCCGCCCGCUGCAGUCCAGCGACAAAUUGUCAAGCGCGGACAGCGCUAGCCUGAUGGGGAACCUGGAGGACAUCCUCACGUUUCAGCAGGGCCUUUGUGUGGCUUUGGAGGAAUGCACAAAGGUGGCAGAGGCACAGCAGCGUCUGGGCGGCUGUUACCUCAACCUGCUGUGUCAAAUCAAGAUGCUGUACCUGUCCUACUGCUCCAGCCACCCCUCUGCCGUCUGCGUGCUGACAGACCACGGCGAGGAGCUGGACAAGUUCAUGGAAGGCCAGGGGGCCAUCAGCCCAGGGGUCCUCACGCUGACCACCAGCCUGAGCAAGCCGUUUAUGCGGCUGGAUAAGUACCCCACCCUGCUGCAAGAGCUGGAGAGACAUAUGGAGGAAGCCCACCCAGACCAUAGCGACAUCCUGAAAGCCAUAGCGGCUUUCAAGAGCCUUGUGACACAGUGCCAGGACCUGCGCAAGCGCAAGAACCUGGAGCUGCAGAUCCUGUCGGAGCCGGUGCGCGGCUGGGAGGGCGACAGCAUCCGGUUGCUGGGCCAGGUUCUCUACAUGUCCCACGUCCACGUGCAGAGCGGGGCAAGCGAGGACAAAGAGGAGCGCUACCUGAUGCUGUUCCCCAGUGUGCUCCUCAUGCUGUCUGCCAGCCCCCGCAUGAGCGGCUUCAUUUACCAGGGAAGGUUACCACUGACAGGCACGACGGUAACCAGACAGAUCGAGGACUCGGAGAACGGCCCACACUAUGCCUUUGAAAUCACAGGGAGCAUGAUCGAGCGGAUCACAGUGUACUGCAGCAGUCAGCAGGAGCAGCAGGAGUGGCUGGAGCACCUGCACACUCUGACCAAAGGAGGAAGCCCUGUGGGCACCAUCAGCAAGAAUGUAGAUGGCAAGCCUGCUCUCAGCACCCCGUCCCACCAGACCCUCUCCCAGGGUUUCAGCACUCCCGUCACCAGCCGUGGCCCCCUGGAGCCCCCCAAAAUCACCAAACCCUGGUCCCUGAGCUGCCUGAGGCCUGCGCCCCCGCUGAAGCCCUCUGCUGCCCUGGGAUACAAGGAGAGGAUGUCUUAUAUCCUGAAGGACAACAGCAAAAGCCCCAGACCUAUCACAAAAUUUCUCCAAAAAAGAAAAACCGAAAGGAAACCAUCCGAUGACGAAUUCCUGCUGAGGAAAAGCACUGCAGCCCUGGAGGAGGAUGCGCAGAUCCUGAAGGUCAUCGAGGCCUACUGUACGGGGGCCAGCCUCCACCAGACCACCACAGUGGUCCGGAAAGAGUGCAUACCACAAGUUCUUCUGCCCGAAGAGGAGAAGAUCAUCGUGGAGGAACUGAGGAGCAACGGCCAGACAAUAAUUGAGGAGAAAAGCCUUGUGGAUGCCGUUUAUGCUUUAAAGGAUGAGGUCCAUGAAUUAAAAAAGGAGAAUAAGAGGAUGAAACAGUGUCUGGAGGAGGAGCAGAAGUCACGCAAGGAGCUGGAGCGCAUGGUCAGGAAGCUGGCCAAACAGAAGAAUGACUGCACUUGGGAAGAUGGCAGUUUCUAAUGUGUGUGUGUGUGUGUGUGUGUGUGUGUGUGUGUGUGUGUGUGUGUGUGUGUGUGUGUGUGUGUGUGCGUGCAUGCGUACGUGCGUGAAUGUCCAGUGUGUCUGCUUGAUUGCUGAAAGCUGCUGGCAGUUUCCACAAAGUUGUAACUCCCUUUCUGAACAAACAAAAACAAGCAUUUUGCGUAGAACAAGAAACAAACCCAGAUAAAAAUGAGUGUGAACUGAUCCUACAGCCACACUGAAACAAUGGAAUGGGAUUUUGCAAGCGUGCGGGGAGGGUGAGAGGAGAUGUAGACAGUUCAUUAGAAUUGUGACAAAGUUAUGGUAAAAAUUUCUUAGACAAAUAAUGAUGCCUGGCAUUUGAGAACAGAAGGUGUGAGAUGGACGUGGGAGUCAAACCUGGAUAUGACUAGAAUGGACAGAUCUGAACAUUGGACUGUCAACAGUUACUCGUCCACUGUUCUGAACGGUAGCUUUUGAGAAUUUGUUUUUGGAGACAACAGAGGAAAAAUUAGGCAAGCAGACAUAAAGGAAACAGAAUCAUUCAGCUGGCACAUACUAACUACUAUGGACACUGUGAAAUUCUUCCUCAGUCAGAGGCUUCUUUAAAGUUCAUAAGUAUGAGGGAAAAAAAUCUUCAGAUUGCUCCAACCCCAUGAUGGAGGACUUGAAUGACUUGAUAUUGUUACAAUAAAAAAAAAACAAUGCAGUUUGAAAGAAAAACAUACUUUUGUUUGCACGUAUAUUAGUAGGAGAUCAGUGCCGCAGGUCUAAACUUUAUGGUCCCCCUGUACAGUCUGUUAGUUUGGAUGUAUUUGAAUGGAUUUUCUAUUAGUGUAAUGCAGGGAAUUGCUUGUUAUGAACAAUAGAGGAUAUGGUCCCCCAUCUGGGCUGUGCAUCAAAGACAUGAGACAGAUCUGUGGCUGUCUUUAAAGUAUUUAGCGGGGAAGUUGCACCCUGAGCUCUCAUGUCCUAUCGAUGCUUUAAUAUUAAAUGUUCUCUCUUUGCUAUGUUACCUACCUUUUGCAUGUGUACCUACAGUAUUUCUUACUUACAUGUCGCAUAUUCCGUGAAAUACUUUCUUUUACUAGUAGGUAAUAAUUCCUUCAGUUG
This is a messenger RNA of Megalops cyprinoides (Indo-Pacific tarpon), 3732 nucleotides long. RefSeq names its product rho guanine nucleotide exchange factor 6-like. The record is from RefSeq and is a predicted model, not a curated record. The coding region runs from base 289 to 2619 and encodes 776 amino acids. NCBI's taxonomy places the organism in Eukaryota, Metazoa, Chordata, Actinopteri, Elopiformes, Megalopidae. The transcript is spliced from 22 exons. Gene Ontology annotation, molecular function: protein binding; guanyl-nucleotide exchange factor activity. Gene Ontology annotation, biological process: intracellular signal transduction.